AUGACAGCUUCAAAACUAGACUCUUUCAGAUUUGGUGUGGCAGCAGCCUCCCUCGGGAUGCACCCAAGUCAUACAUUGGAACAAAAAUUCGCCGCACUCCGAAACGCCGGUUUCAAGUACACAGAAGUCGGGUUCGCUGGAUAUAUCGACUGGUUGAGACAAGAAAUCCCAGACCUUCCGGAUAGCACUUGUCCAGAAGCUUGGGGAGAAGGCGGUGAGCCUGAUCCUUCCGACGACGAAUUAUGGGAAGCAAUGUAUAAAAAAGCGGAUGACCUUGUAGCGUUGGCUGCCAAGUAUGAUCUCAAGGUAUUGAUGCUUCAGCCCCUCAAUCAAUAUGAAGGAUGGCCGCAAGGGUCGGAGAGAGAAGAGUGGGCCUGGAGAAAGGCUCAACGUUGGCUCAUAUUGUGUUCAAAGAUCGGUGUCGAGCAGAUCCAAGUGGGUUCUGAGGACAAACCGGACGCCAAUGCCCCUUAUGAGAAAAUCGCCAAAGAUCUAUACAAGCUUGCUGAUUUUGCCGCCAGAUUGAAUCCGCCCGUCAAAAUUGCAUACGAAUCUUGGUGUUUCGGCGAUAGACUGGGCAGCUGGGAGGAGACCUGGAAAUUGGUACAAUUGGCGAACCACCCUAACCUCGGGUUAUGCUUGGACACUGCUCAAUUCCCUUUAUCUCCCGAUUACGGUUAUAAAGUGCGAACCGGAGAAGGAUACACCGACCAACAAUUUGAUGAGAUGCUUCAACGUAUGUCACAAGUACCAGGAGAAAAGAUAUUCUACGUCGAGCUGUCCGAAUGUGUAAAACCUGUUGUACCACUUGGACAAGGUUCACCUUUUGAUACAUGGGCAGAGAAGGCACAGUCACCAAGAGGUGAUCGAUUUGUAUGGGCUAUAUGCGGACGACCUGUACCCUUUAUUGGAAGAGAUGCGGGUAGACAGGUUCGGACCCAGGAGGAUUAUGGACGAGCAAGAGUUGCCGAUUGCCUUAAAGUCAUCCUUGACUCUGGAUUUAACGGCCCGAUCAUGUUCGAGUUCUUUGAAGCUAUUUCGAUGGAAAGAGGAGACGAGAAUGUGCCCGAAAUCUACAGCAACGCUGCUGCCAAAUCUUUGAAACAUCUCAAGACUCUUUUUUAG
Kwoniella mangroviensis CBS 8507 is the source of this 1125-nucleotide messenger RNA. RefSeq lists its product as uncharacterized. The coding region runs from base 1 to 1125 and encodes 374 amino acids. Lineage: Eukaryota; Fungi; Basidiomycota; Tremellomycetes; Tremellales; Cryptococcaceae. The record is from RefSeq and is a predicted model, not a curated record. The transcript has 5 exons.